CAAAGGAGAAAGAAGACUGCACCAACGGGUAGUGCCUACUGUGUUGAGCUCAGCAAAUGUAGAACGCAAAGGCNAGAUGUUCGGCGCUUGUGUCCAGACAUAUCAUUCUUUCAACAGGCAACUGAAUAUCCUUGUGACAUAGUGGUACAUAGCAAAGGAGAAAGAAGACUGCACCAACGGGUAGUGCCUACUGUGUUGAGCUCAGCAAAUGUAGAACGCAAAGGCUUAGGAAUGACAAAGCAGAUAAAUCUCAUAACGAAGCGUUCCAAUGAAAACUACGCGGCAAUGGAAGAAGGACAAGAAGCACACUGGGAAGUAGUGCAACGCAUACUCUUCCUUUAUGCUAAGUUAAACCCCGGACAAGGAUAUGUUCAAGGCAUGAAUGAGAUUGUAGGUCCAAUAUAUUAUAUUAUGGCCUCUGAUCCCGAUCUGGAAUACAGAAAACAUGCGGAGGCUGACUGCUUUUUCUGCUUCACCGCAUUAAUGAGCGAAAUUCGUGACUUUUUCAUUAAAACACUCGAUGAUUCGGAAGGUGGUAUUAAAUUUAUGAUGGCGAAAUUGGCUAAGAUGUUGAAUGAUAAAGAUCCUGAAGUGUAUUUUAAAUUAAAAGAGCAAGAACUACAUCCGCAAUACUACAGUUUUAGGUGGAUAACUCUACUGCUAUCACAAGAAUUCCCACUACCAGACGUGGUUCGCAUAUGGGAUUCCGUUUUUGCAGAUGAGCACCGAUUCGAAUUUUUGAUAAGAAUAUGCUGUGCAAUGAUUUUAAUUCAAAGAGAAGUAAUUCUCCAGAACGACUUUGCAUCAAACGUUAAACUGCUACAAAACUAUCCACCUAUUGAUAUUAAUGUAGUCCUGUCGCAUGCGGUUUCGUUGCAAGGAUAGCCGUUUCCAUUAAUUCUUCAAAUAAGAAUGCACACCCCAGCCAAUUUUUAUACUCUCUUAUAAAGAUCAAUAUUUAGAGUUAAUACAAAAAUAAAUUUUUUUAUCCUCUAAGUAUUAAUUAUAAUUUUUUUUACGCAAGUAAA
Molecule: messenger RNA, 1028 nt
Organism: Rhagoletis zephyria (snowberry fruit fly)
Lineage: Eukaryota; Metazoa; Arthropoda; Insecta; Diptera; Tephritidae
Product: TBC1 domain family member 13
Biological process (GO): intracellular protein transport; activation of GTPase activity
Molecular function (GO): GTPase activator activity
Source: RefSeq, a predicted model, not a curated record